Messenger RNA from Oreochromis niloticus (Nile tilapia), 2828 nucleotides. RefSeq names its product inter-alpha-trypsin inhibitor heavy chain H3. The coding region runs from base 96 to 2678 and encodes 860 amino acids. The transcript has 20 exons. NCBI's taxonomy places the organism in Eukaryota, Metazoa, Chordata, Actinopteri, Cichliformes, Cichlidae. The record is from RefSeq and is a predicted model, not a curated record.
CCCUUUAAAAAACACUGUGUGCAUAAUAACUGUGUCCUUGUUUAAGUUCAAAAGAGCGUUUCAGCUGCUUUGCUGGUAUUUUGGUUAGAGGCAUCAUGGGGAGAGCUGUGGUGCAAAUCACACUCAUAGGACUCCUUUUUGCUUUGGCCUCCACACUGCCAAACAAGGAUGACUGGGACAUCUACAGCUUUCACAUCAACUCCACAGUGACCAGUCGUUAUGCCACCACUGUCAUCACAAGCCGUGUGGCCAAUCGUAUGGAUGAGUCAAAGGAAAUUGAAUUCCAUGUUCGGCUUCCCAAGAAUGCCUUCAUCAGUAAAUUUCGAAUGUUUAUCGAUGGCCAAGUUUAUGAUGGUGUUGUGAAAGCUAAGGAGCAAGCUCAGCAGCAGUACACUGAAGCUGUGUCCCGUGGUGAAAGUGCUGGACUUGUCAGUUCUGUAGGAAGGACUCUGGAGGAAUUUAAGACCUCAGUAACUGUGGCUGCUCACAAAAAGGUCACUUUUGAACUCACAUAUGAGGAACUGAUGAAACGCACACAUGGCAAGUACGAGCUGCAAAUCCAUGCUCGACCCAUGCAGCCUGUCAGAGACUUCAAGGUGGAUGUGCACAUUCACGAGGAAGCUGGCAUCAGUUUCAUUGAUGUGAAAGGAGGCCUGAGCACCAAAGCCCUCGCUAAUGCCAUCACCAAAACACAUGCAGAUAAACAGGCGUGGGUGUAUUUCUAUCCAACAGUCGACCAACAGAAAAUGUGUGACAGCUGUGGAGAUCAGGGUAUGAAUGGAGAUCUGGUUAUUGUUUAUGAUGUUAACAGGGACAAUGGACUGGGACACAUCAAGAAAUCUGACGGGUACUUUGUUCAUCAUUUUGCACCAUCUGAUCUUCCUCGGAUACCAAAAAAUGUCGUCUUUGUUAUUGAUCAAAGUGGCUCAAUGUACGGCAGAAAAAUUGAGCAGACGAGGAUCGCAUUAGUCCACAUUUUGAAUGAUCUGGCAGAAGAUGAUCACUUUGGUCUGAUCACUUUUGAUGACAGAAUUUCUUACUGGAAGCGAGAACUCGUUCAGGCCAACAGGAAAAACCUGGAAAGCGCCAAAAACUUUGCACGCAAUAUUCAAGACAGAGGAUCCACAGACAUAAAUGAAGCAGUGUUGCAAGGAGCACGUAUGCUGAAUGCACAUAACAGAGAAGGUUCAGCAUCUAUCCUUAUACUCCUCACAGAUGGAGACCCAACCUCAGGGGUGACAAAUCUGGAGAAUAUCCAGUCAAAUGUAAGACAGGCUAUUGCGGGCAAAUUCCCACUGUACUGUCUCGGUUUUGGUUUUGAUGUUAAUUUUAAUUUCCUUGAGAAAAUGUCGCUGCAAAAUAAUGGUGUGGCACGGCGGAUUUAUGAAGACUCUGAUGCUGAUUUACAGCUGAAGGGUUUCUAUGAAGAGGUGGCCACACCUCUACUGACAGAUGUGACAAUGAUCUAUGUGGGUGGGACCAAUCUAACCCAGACUUACUUCAGUCACUAUUAUAAUGGUUCUGAGAUUGUGGUGGCCGGUGAGAUCACAGAUAAUAACAUUGAAACCUUCACCCCUCAAGUUGUGGCCAUUUCAAGUAAUAGAAGAAUAAUAUUCUCUAACCCAAAUGAAACCGUGGAAUCCACUGGAACAGUGUCUGAUGAUCGUAUCCAGAGGGUUUGGGCGUACCUCACAGUUAAACAGCUUCUGGACAAAGAGCUUCAAUUAUCUGGACCUGAGAAAGAGAAAGUGAAGAAGGAAGCUAUGGAGCUGUCACUGAAGUACAGCUUUGUGACUCCUCUCACAUCUAUGGUGGUCACAAAGCCUCCAGGAGAGAACACAGAUGUGCUUCAUAAACCCAAGGAAGGUGAAACAUCACAGAGAUGGCCGUCGCCAGGAGGUCAACCCAAUUUAGCACACCUUACUCCUGCUAGUGGUUAUAGUGGGCGGUGGGUUCUUUCUGCUGAUUACGGCAUCGCCUAUGUUCUCGAAAAUCCAGAUUAUUCAGAGCCUGUUGAUGCCCCGAUUGACUUAACUGAUGCUCCUCUUCUCCACAGGUUUUUGCUCAACUCAACUGGGAAUCAGACUGUUCCACUCUGCUUUUACAUCAGUGGAGCUAUAAUCCUUAAACUAUUUCACCACCCCAGCAGAGACCUGUCUGUUAAUGGUGAGCUAGAUUCAAUUGCAAACGGAGGUUUCAGCAAAAUUUUUAUUCACAUCAAAACUCACCAGCAUGUUGAGGUUGACGCUGAAUCACAGAGGGUCACUGUACGAGAUGGACAGACAGUGACAUAUCAAGCUGCUGGACAGGAUCCCUCGACAGUUGGCAGUGUUACAGUGACUGUGUACAACACUGAAAUUCACAUUGCAGCUGAAGACAUUCUCCUGGUCAUCUCACAACAUGAGAAAAAUGGCCAAAGACUCCUUUGGCCAGUUUUAAGACAGCAACCCUCAACCAACAACACCGAAGGACUUUUAGCUGUAAAGCCAGCAGUGUAUGAGGUGGUGCAGCAAGUUCCUGUCACAAAACUAAAGAUUAAAAACCAAGAGACAGAUGUUACAAGUGACAGCGCUAUUGACUACAGCACCGACCCUCCUGUCACAAAGAACUGCUGGCUUAUGUCUGCUGACUCUGCCCUGCAGAGACCACUGGCAGAUUUUUUCAUGGCACAACUUUAAGUGUGAAUUAUGCUGAAUUACUAGAAAAUAUGUGGUUUAAAAGUAGAGAAAACAUUAUUAUUAUUAUUAUUAUUAUUAUUAAUAAUAAACUUAUUGUGGAAAAUGUCCUUCCACCUGUUAAAAUGAACAAAUAAAGUAUCCCAGAUUGCA